Molecule: messenger RNA, 5467 nt
Organism: Orussus abietinus
Lineage: Eukaryota; Metazoa; Arthropoda; Insecta; Hymenoptera; Orussidae
Gene: Klp98A
Product: kinesin-like protein Klp98A
Exons: 16
Coding region: 605-4582 (1325 amino acids)
Biological process (GO): microtubule-based movement
Molecular function (GO): microtubule binding; phosphatidylinositol binding; microtubule motor activity
Source: RefSeq, a predicted model, not a curated record
GUAAUUAGAGAUCUUAGUGCGUUAUGUUACCCGGGUAAUACGACCGAAAAUAUAAUCGAUGAUUAAAUUCUACGAGAAUGAUCGAGAAUUGAGUUUUUAUUCUUUUUUAAAAAUAUUCAAGUUAUUUUCAAUAAUUUCAACAAACUAUGAUUGUUAAUGCGGACGGGAAAAUUUCAUUGUAUUCCUGGAGAUUAUAGCUUUUUGAACUUCCAAUACCGAAAUUUUGAUACUACCGAUAAUCGGGCAAGCCGCGAUCAAUUUGCUCACAAAAAGUAACUCACUUUUAAGAGUACUUAAUGGUACCAUUUCCGUCGAUAAAGACUCGGUCGGUAAUGUCGGGGUUCUGCAGAUGGCAGCAGCGCGUGGGCGGUCGAACGCUGCGGGCAGGGUACGGCGUCGAGCGGUGGCGCCGCUCGCGCCGCCGCUGGUCAGCAGUCAGUCCGAAAGGGGCAGCCGCGGUGAGAGGUUCUUCGCGUCCAGUAGCGCGAGCGCGAGCCAGCUGGUGACGAGACGAGGAGUCCCUCGCGGAGCAAUGUCGCGAAAGGAGCGACCGGACUGAGCAGCGCGCAGAGAGUCGGGCCGGAGCGCCGACGAGACGUCGAUCAUGGCUUCGGUCAAGGUGGCCGUCAGGGUCAGGCCCUUUAACAAGAGGGAGCUGGCCAUGAACGCGAAACCGAUCGUGCAGAUGGACGGCAAGAAGACUCGCAUUUUCAAUGGCAAGCCUCUCGGUAACUGCAGGGACGUCGAGAAGGAGAAGUACAAGGACUUCACCUUCGACCACUCCUACUGGUCCUUCGACCCUGCGGACGACAAUUACGCUUCUCAGGAAGAGGUAUUCUAUGACCUGGGUACCGAGGUGAUCGAAAGUGCCUUCGAGGGCUAUAAUGCCUGCGUCUUCGCGUACGGACAGACGGGAUCCGGGAAGACAUUCACCAUGAUGGGGUCUCCGGAGGCUCAAGGACUGAUACCCCGGAUCUGCAAGACCCUGUUCGCGCGAAUGGCCGCGGGCAAGGAGAGCGGAGCGUCCUAUAGAACGGAAGUGUCCUUCCUGGAGAUACACAACGAGAGGGUGCGCGAUCUGCUCAGGCCAGACCAGAGUGCGAUGCACUCUCUCAGGGUAAGGGAGCAUCCCAAACGGGGACCCUACGUCCAGGACCUGUCGAGCCACCUGGUCUACGAUUAUUCGGACAUCCAGGAGUGCAUGGUGAGAGGCAACAUCCACAGGACCACGGCCAGCACGAACAUGAACGACGUGAGCAGUAGGAGCCACGCGAUAUUUACAAUCACGUUCGUGCAGGCGGGCUUCUCCGAAGGAAACAUGCCCUCGGAGACGGUCUCGAAGGUGCAUCUCGUCGACUUGGCCGGAAGCGAGCGGGCCAACGCGACCGGAGCCACGGGCCAGCGGCUGAAAGAAGGUGCGCACAUUAACAAGUCCCUCGUGACUUUAGGUUCUGUGAUAUCGGCCCUGGCCGAGCUUAGCUCGGCCGACUCGAAUUGUUCGAAGCGCAACGUCUUCAUACCUUACCGGGACAGCGUGCUCACGUGGCUCCUCAAGGAUUCCCUGGGUGGCAACUCGAAGACCAUCAUGAUCGCCGCGAUCAGCCCGGCCGACUGUAACUACGGCGAGACCCUGAGUACCCUAAGGUACGCCAACAGGGCCAAGAACAUCAUCAAUAAGCCGACCAUCAACGAGGACCCCAACGUCAAGUUGAUUAGAGAGCUCAGGGAGGAGAUCUUGAAACUGAAGUCCUUGAUCGGCAAGGAAGUAAGUGUCGAGAGGCCGCCACCGCAGCUGCUGCUAGCACAGAUUCACGAGAAGCAGGAGCAAGAGAAGGUGCUCACGGAGGAGUGGACGGAGAAAUGGAGGGAGACGCAGCAGAUCCUCCAAGAGCAGCGGGCUCUCGGUCUGAGGAAAAGCGGCGUCGGCGUGGUUCUCGACUCCGAGAUGCCGCACCUCGUCGGUAUCGAUGACGACCUCCUCAGCACCGGCGUCACUCUCUAUCACCUGAAAGAGGGGAAGACGCUGGUGGGCACCGAGGAGGCACCGACCACUCAGGACAUCGUGCUAACGGGUCCGGACGUGGAGCCGGAGCACUGCGUCGUGGAGCUCGAGGAGGGAGUAGCGACUCUGCAUCCGCUUUCGGCUCACUGUUGGAUCAACACUGCUCAAGUUGACAAGCCCACUCGACUCUCCCAGGGAUGCAUUAUCCUGCUCGGCAGGAACAACAUGUUCCGCUACAACGACCCUGUAGAGGCGGCCAAGCUCCGCAAGGAGGGCGGCAUCGGAAAUGGGAAUCUUCAGUCGACCGUGGUUAACCUCUCGCGGCUCUCUCUGCUGAGCUGGAGCGUUUCCGACUUACGAGUGUCCACGUCCAGUGACAACCUCCUCAACUCGAGUGAGGACCUCGGAGCGCUGGAGGAGCUGGAACAGCAGAAAGCCGCGCUCGUUAAGGAGAAAGAGGACUUUAAGAGGGAGCAGGAGGAGCGCGAGGAGAGAUGGGCCGCCCGGAGAGAAGCAUUGGAGGGUGCUCAGAGGGAGCUGGAGCGCGAGUGGGGCGCCCAGUGGCGCGAGUGGGCCGAAGCCAUCGCCACCCUGGAGUCGCGUCAGCGCGAGCUACGUGCCCGGCGCCGCCUCCUCGAACAGGAGCGCCGCGACGAGAUGACCCAAGUAGAAAGUUUGUGUAGGGAAGUCGCCUCGCUGCGCACCACCCUCCAAUCGAAGCAGCGUCAGUUCCAAGAGUUGGCCAGCUCCCGGGACCGGCCACGGGAUCACCACCUGUGGGACAAGACUGAUGACGGUACCGGCAGCGAUGGCAGUUUGCCUGAAUCCUGGUCCGGUUUGGGUGAUGAGAGGUCCCUGCGAGCCAUGAGGGAACUCGUCAAUCGGCACAAGAAAGAGCUCGCUGCGCUGGAAGCUGAGCUGCGGAACAAGGUGAAGUUCUUGAACGACCACCAGUCCAAGGUCGACGAGAUCGAAAAGGAGCUGACGGAGGUGGCGGACAAGCAGCGAGAGAUCUUCAACCUGAACCUGGACCCUGACAUAGCCAAAGACAAGAAGUUGAUGCUGGCGAAGCGCACGCAGGAGCAGAUACAAGAGAUAUCGAAGAGGAAGCGAAGUCUCUCCCUGAACUUGAAGCGAGCCUUGCCAGCUUCUCCAGGGGGGCGGUCGUCGAGUAGCGGAGACACGGUGUCCAGCCGGGACCUGAAGUCCUUCCAGGACGCGUGCAAUCGGAAGCUGAAGAUCGCCUCCGCCCUGAGUUUGCUCUGCGACUACGAGGCGACCAGUUCCGCCGACACGGCCGAGACCUCCUUCCACACGGCCAAGGAGGACUCUCUGGAGUCGCGGCUACCAUUUCUGGAUGCCCAGGAUCACCUGGAUCUAUCGCCCUUUCCUGAAAACGAGCGACUCGAUUCACAAGAUGUCGGGAGAGAUUCCGACCUGGAAGACGUAACGAGAAACACAGGGUCGACCGGGAGGAAACCUGCGGACGAGGAGUCCCUGAGGAGCAACGAGGCUAGGCUUGAGGAGAGGUCCUCGGGAAUAGGCACCGGUGACAAGGAUUGUCUCGAGGACGUCGCAGACGAAGCCUUCCUCGACCUCGAGCGACUGCGCGAGCUGUCUUCCAGGGAGGAGUUCUCAUCUCGGCGCAACGAAGCGAUGAGGGGACUCGAUCGACGCGUCGCGCGACAGAGGAUGCUCGUCAUGAAGUGCCUCGAGGCCAGCACGCCCUCCAGGGACGACCUGGACCGCCAGAUAUCCGCUCUGCAGGAGCUGCAGCGACAGCAGAUCGAGCUGGAGGUCUUUCUUCUGGAGGAAGAACGUCGUGAGCGGAGAGAGCUCACUGCAGACCGUGACCUACUCAACUUGGAGUCGCAUCCGGUUGUCGAGGCGAUUGCCGAGGUUGCUUCCAAGGUCGACGUCGAGCCCGAGUCCGUCAUCGAAUCGUUGACACCAAUUUCCAAUUCGCGACCCAAGUCAGGGACUUUAUCCGAUGCGCCACCAGUCGAAGCAUCGCAACGGAGCUUCUCUCCUAUCCGGGGGUUCUCUUCGGUCUACCUCACCAGCCAGCAUCGCGGCGAUCGCCUGAGCAGUCCUUACUCCCUGACGAUCACCAGGUCGCUGCCUUCGCUGGUAGGCACCGAGGGCGACGACUGCGACAGCAUCGUUAAUGCAAUCGUCAGCGUACCGUCGUACGUCGUCCGAGGAGCUGGGACCUCCAGCCAUUAUGAAUACGAGGUGCGUGUCGUCACACAGGACGAUAGCUGGACCUUGCUGAGACGCUAUAGGCGGUUCCGGGAGCUCUACAGCUCGAUGCGGCAGAAGUACGGCAGCAAGGUGACGGAGAUACGGUUCCCGCCGAGGCAGGUCUUUCCCAGGUACGAGGUGGUUGCUCGACAUCGUAGGAAACGACUUGAGGAGUAUCUUCGUCGGCUGAUCCGCAUUUGCUCGGAGUUGCCGAACUGCGAGCCGCUUUACAAGUACCACGGCAACCUGAGUAAUCUCGAUAAGCAGUCUCUUCUAGAGUUUAGCUCAUUUUUCAGACGCGGGACCUUCGAGAGCAGUAAGUACGGCACUAGUUAAAAGCUGCGCCUCGAGAUCUCGAUACAGUUCUGAACCCUUCGAAAACGUCGAGCAAGUCGAGGGCGAAACGACAUCCGGAGAAAGGUUCUUGUUAACGAGAGUACUUAUUAAUUAUAUCUGUAUAAACGAAGCGACGCAAUCGAACGACAUUUUUUCGCGUCAGAGUCGCUAGUGACGUUAAGAUGUCGUUUGCUCAUAUUAAAAGCUUGCUUGAGAAGCUCUCUUGACGAUUCCGCGUCGAGGUUCUAUCUUAAAAAGAGCCGCGAAUUGACGGACGACCUAGUGGAUUCGUUAAAAUUCCGGACGUUACGUUGAUUGAAUUUAUAACGGAGGUAUAAAAGAAAAGGGAACGUUCGUUACUGGAUGCGGCAGCCGAAUUACGUAGGAAGAGUCGAUGGUAAUCGAAUAUGUCCUUUGCAAUGCCGCGAUAUAUAUAUAUAUUUUUUUUUCCGUUGAUCUGCAGUACCAAUCAGGGACCUCGACGGUUAUUCCAAAUGUGUAAAAGUAUUACGGCUACUAAGUUAUUCUGCACGGAACCGUAUAUCGUUAUUAAAGUUCUUCCUCGUAGAGAUAAAAAUAGGCUGGUAGUUUUCCGCAAUGGCAUCGAAGGCAACGUUUGGGGUUCCAGGGUUGAAUCUUGUCAAUGCACGUUACGUUCUGCCGUUGCGACUUCCAGACGUUGUUUAACGAAGAUAGACCUAUUGUCUGAAACGAAGUGUUAUAUUCUCGCGCUUUUAGCGAACCGAAAGUCGUACCUAAUAUCUAUAAAACCGACCUUGAUAGAUCUGAAACCCGAUGUCACGGUGCGUUAACGGGCGCUUACUGAUUGAUAACUGUACAUUCCGAGGUGUGAUUCCUCUCAACACGUAUCAGCUGUAAAAAGGU